UCGCCAUCAUCAUCAUCAUCGCCACCAUCAUCGCCACCAUCAUCACCACCAUCACCAUCAUCACCACCAUCAUCGCCACCAUCGCCAUCAUCAACAUCAUCACUAUCAUCAUCGCCAUCAUCAUCACCAUCAUCAUCAUCAUCAUCGCCAUCAUCAUCAUCACCAUCAUCAUCAUCAUCAUCGCCAUCAUCAUCGCCAUCAUCAUCGCCAUCAUCAUCAUCAUCAUCGCCAUCAUCAUCAUCAUCAUCAUCGCCAUCAUCAUCAUCAUCAUCAUCAUCAUCGUCGCCAUCAUCAUCGCCAUCAUCAUCAUCAUCAUCA
Messenger RNA from Impatiens glandulifera, 318 nucleotides. RefSeq names its product putative protein TPRXL. The transcript has a single exon. Lineage: Eukaryota; Viridiplantae; Streptophyta; Magnoliopsida; Ericales; Balsaminaceae. The annotation marks the transcript as partial. The record is from RefSeq and is a predicted model, not a curated record.